AUGAGCAGUGCGUUUUCCGGCCAGUCUUCAUGGCGGACGCCCUUUUGCCCGCCGUCUGCGGAGGCUGCCGAUGCGCCUGGCAAGAGCGCAGCGCCACUGGGGGCCCUGCCCCUGGCGAGGCCGUGCAGGAAGCGGCCCCGCACGGCGGUGAGUGCGCAAGAGCGCUGGGGGCAGCAGGUGCGUCACACGCUUGACUCGCUGUGCCCGGCGGGGAAUGGGGGCGCCAAGUUUUCUCGCAGGCACGUUGUGUUGGAGACGUGUCGCGUUCUACACGACUGCUGGCAGUUUCGCGGGCGUCCACAAGACGCUUUUGAACCCGCACAUUCCCUGAGCAAAGUGGCGCAGCACCUGCUCACGGCGUAUGCCGGUUACGGCCUGACGGAGGACGGACAAUACCUCUUCCUGCAAGCUGAGGAACGGAUGCCGUACGUCGGAUUCCUGCUCGUUCUCUUGCAGCGGCUGCUGGCGGAGUGCGACGAGAGCCAGGGGGAUGCACGAACGACGACGACGACGACGGGGGCGGCGGUGUGGCCCCAGCGCCCGCCGCACCCUGCUGGAGACGGUGACCUGCGCCUCGUGACUGUGGGAAGCGCGGCGUUUGACCGGCUGCACGGUCACCCUGACGCUGCCGGGCACGCGGCGGAUGCGGGCGUUGUUGCGUGCGGGGAUCGACACGCCUCGGCAGAGGCGCUGCUGCAUGAGGUGAUGGAAGCCUCGAACGGACGCAGCGUGGUGCUGCUUGCGGACUGUCGCCUGACGGAGGAGGAUGUCGUCCCACUUGCCAAGGGCCUGCGCGCUGAGUACUUUCCCGCUGCGCCGCAGGCCGGAUGUGAGUGUGGUGUGAUGUGUUUGGUGCCUGGCGCGGCGGGGGGGACAGAGUGGGCUGCGGGAGGCACGUGCCGCGACGCCACUCUCAGGCAGGCAGUCAGCUGCGGCCGUUUUGGCGCGCGUAGCGUGACGGCUCACGCGCUUCUGCUUGGCCCCAUGGGACCACUUCUGAUUUGCCUGCAGCGAAACGGCCAUUCCCAGCCUCGGAGUGGCAGCGGCAACGAGGCCGACGAGGCGCGCUUGUGGGAGUGGCUCCAGUGUUUUGUGCGGGUGCCGCAGCCCACCGUUAUUGUUCAGUGGGGCGGCAACGGCAGGCCCAUGGAGGUGGAUGCGCUUUUUCGCCUAACCAGCCUGAACGACGGCGGUGACGGGGAUGAGUCUCCCUUGCGGCGGUAUCGCCGCUUCUCGGCGGGGGAUGCCAACCACCACAGCCACGGCGAUGCGUGCGGCUGCGGCUGCGGCUUCUGUGGAACAGUCCUAGUGCUGUAUGCGCGGGGCGCGACGCUCACGCUGGAGUCUGUUACGAGUUCAGCUGUGGGCGCCGGCGUGUGUCAAGUAUGGUGUGUGCGCAUUUCCCCACAUUGCUGA
Trypanosoma conorhini is the source of this 1416-nucleotide messenger RNA. RefSeq lists its product as uncharacterized. NCBI's taxonomy places the organism in Eukaryota, Euglenozoa, Kinetoplastea, Trypanosomatida, Trypanosomatidae. The coding region runs from base 1 to 1416 and encodes 471 amino acids. The transcript has a single exon. The record is from RefSeq and is a predicted model, not a curated record.